AUGAACCCCCUACCUUCAGAAAUCCUCAUCCACAUCCUUGACUACCUACCACCAUCCAGCCACAAAGAUGCACGCCUCGUAUGCCGCAGCUUCAACGGCAUCGUUUCCAGGUCGCAGUUCACCCUCCUAGCAUCCUUCCUCGACCCCGAGGUCUCCACCGCGACGUGCGAGCUCAUCGCCAGGGACCUCACCCGGAGGCCAUCGUCCAUCUGGUCCCCGCGAUGCUCCGUCCCCGCCAAGCUGCCCAUCCCAGAGAGCUUCAUCCUCGCCCUCCAUGUCGGGUUGACAGGGGGUCGUUCGUGGAUCGGCGUCGGGUCGGGCAAGAUGGUCGACGUGAACCCACACGGGUUGUCACGCAGGUUAAAUAGGCCGGACGUCACAGAGGACAACGUCCGGCAGGCGCUGUUCCGGUACGCACUCUACCUGAGCUACACGCAUCAUGAGAAGGAGGAUCAGUCCUCCUUCUCUUGGGUCCUGGACAUCAAAUUCUGGGCAUGA
Clonostachys rhizophaga is the source of this 498-nucleotide messenger RNA. The record is from the annotation of a GenBank genome assembly. Lineage: Eukaryota; Fungi; Ascomycota; Sordariomycetes; Hypocreales; Bionectriaceae.